Molecule: messenger RNA, 797 nt
Organism: Oncorhynchus keta (chum salmon)
Lineage: Eukaryota; Metazoa; Chordata; Actinopteri; Salmoniformes; Salmonidae
Exons: 2
Coding region: 18-536 (172 amino acids)
Biological process (GO): anaphase-promoting complex-dependent catabolic process; protein K11-linked ubiquitination
Cellular component (GO): anaphase-promoting complex
Source: RefSeq, a predicted model, not a curated record
UAUUGACAAAUGUAUUUAUGCAUAUUUGUCCGGGUGGGAAAGCCCAGGUCCAUUCCGGGAUGGGUCAACUUUUUAGACUUCUACUUGAGAAGCCCAACAUAACAGUCCCUGUCGCAACAGACAAUGCACUCACUCCUCUUCCUCCUCGCUCUUCCUCUUCUUCCUCCUCGCUCCUCUUCCUCCUCACUCUUCUUCCUCCUCCUCGCUCCUCUUCCUCCUCGCUCUUCCUCCUCGCUCUUCUUCCUCCUCUUCGUCCCCGCAUCCUCUUCCUCCUCACUCUUCUUCCUCCUCCUCCCUCCACUGCAGCAGUUAGAGAUGGUGAGCCUAGCGGUUGGAUCCACAUCCCCCUUCUAGACACAGUCAACAACCCCAUCAGGACGUUCAUGAUCCAGAUAGCUGUGUUAGCCAACCACCAGAACGGCAGAGACACGCACAUGAGACAGAUCAAAGUGUAUACCCCCGUGGAGGAGAGCUCCAUCGGCAAGUUCCCAAGAUGCACCACGGUCGACUUCAUGAUGUACCGCACCAUCAGAUGACACUGAGGGUUCCGGGUGGAACCUCCUCAGGGUUCCGAAUAGAACUUUCCAGAGUUCGGGUGGAACCCUUAAGUGUACAUUGUUGACAAAUAAGGGAAUUGGAAUGCUAAGUUUUUAAAAAAAAAUGAAAUAUAUUAUUCUAAUUUUCAAGUUAACCUGAAAUCCUUUUCAUUUAAGAUUACAUGGAGCCACUCAACGUAUUACGGUCUCUGUCUGCAUCCCAAAUGGCACCUAUUCCCUAUAUAGUAGACUACUUUAGAC